UCAAUUUAGACCAAAGAACUUAGGUGGAAAUAAGUUUCUUGCAGACCGGAUCUUGAGGGAGGAUGCUGGACCUAAAUGUACUGGUGCAGAGUGCACCGGGGAAUGGCAGCUCGAUGGCGUUUGUCGACGACUACCCAGCGUGGAUUGCGGGCCCCUCGGCGGAGGAGAACACGCAGACUAUCCAAGACGAGAUCGUACCGAUGCUCGAGAGGUGGGAACGGACUAGCGGCGCCGAAUUCGAGGCUGCUAAAACACCUUUCAUCCACCUGGCGCGAUACAAAGGAGCUGGCAGGGACAGCAGCGGGCCACUCCGGUUCAGAGGGAAAGAGGUCCCGCCAACGGACAGGGUCAAGAUUCUCGGGGUCACGCUCGACAAAGAAGUGCGGUUCAAAGUGCACCUGGCGGACAAAGCCGGCAAGGCAACGAAGGCAGCGCUGGCAUUGCACAGACUAAAGGGACUCCAGCCGAAGACGGUCAAGCAGCUGGGGAUGAGUGCGGUGCUGCCGGUGGCGGACUAUGGGUCGCCGAUAUGGUACCCGAUUGCGACACAGGAAUGA
Lindgomyces ingoldianus is the source of this 557-nucleotide messenger RNA. RefSeq lists its product as uncharacterized. Lineage: Eukaryota; Fungi; Ascomycota; Dothideomycetes; Pleosporales; Lindgomycetaceae. The transcript has a single exon. Bases 63 to 557 code for a protein of 164 amino acids. The record is from RefSeq and is a predicted model, not a curated record.